AACAGCAAACAACUAACCACGACAUGUUCUAGGUUGAUGGCACUGCUUUGGUAUAUAUAUAAUUAGCCCCAUCCCGUCCCCUUUUCUUCUAUAAGCUGUGUUGUCUACCAUCUUCAAUAAUGGCACAAUAUGCAAUCACAUUUAGACUCUGGGUUUUAUCUGCAGUUCUUGUUGGGGUCUCUAUAUUCUGCUGCAACCUAGGGAAGGCAGAUGAAGGUGAAGAUGUGCCUCAAACAGGCACAGGAAUUAUAGGUGGUGUGCCUCAAACAGGCACUGGUACUAUUGGUGGCGUCCCUCAAACAGGCACAGGCACUGGCACUAUUGGUGGUGUUCCUCAAACAGGCACAGGCACAGGCAUCGUAGAUGCUGAUCCGGCUGAAAUUGUUGCCAAAGCGUUGCUUUGUUUCAGCGAUAAAUAUUCUCAGUUAUACAGCAGCUGCGAAGUAGCCUAUAGAUUGACCCAGACAGGUAAGCUUAACGUGCCUCCUGAAUACGCUGAUUCCUACUGCGGUGGACCAUGCCUUGUAGAGACACAUUUGGUGCUCAGCUGCAUUGAAAACAUCAUGAAACAUUUUGUUUUCUAUAAUAAAGCCACCAUAGAGGAUAUCAGAGACACAAUCAAGGCCGGAUGUGGCUACGGUCCCGAGAGAGGUAAUUUUGAUGUGUCCGAGCACCUUCAAUUUGAAGAAAACAAUGCAUUCAAGACUGCAAACCAGAUUCUGCUCGGAGUUGGCUUCAUGUUCGGCGGGCAUGCUUUAUUGCUUUGAUAUCUGUGACGGUGGCGUCUGCUAUCUGUGAUUGGAGAUUUAUUGCUUUCAGUUGAGAUGGUCUAAGAGAUCCAGGAGACAGGAUCGUUGUUUUCGCUAGCUUUAUGUAAUAAAGAGAUGUUGAAGUUAACGCCCACCUUUUGGCACUUUGAAAGAAAAUAAUAAGUUUAUCUGUCC
Populus trichocarpa (black cottonwood) is the source of this 944-nucleotide messenger RNA. RefSeq lists its product as uncharacterized. The record is from RefSeq and is a predicted model, not a curated record. Bases 120 to 767 code for a protein of 215 amino acids. Lineage: Eukaryota; Viridiplantae; Streptophyta; Magnoliopsida; Malpighiales; Salicaceae. The transcript is spliced from 4 exons.